AGCGUUCGUGGGGCGCGUGAUGGGGCACUUCCGGCACAGCGACGCACAGUUCUCCCUGACCCAGUUCUCCCAUGAGAUCCGGGACCAUUUCGACUUCAGCGCCUUCCGGAAGCUUCCGGAGCCCCGGCGGCUGCUCCAGAGCGUCCGGCAGCUGUCCGGAGCCACGCGCACGGCCACGGCCAUCCGCCACGUCCUGACGCAGAUGUUCGUGUCCGGCCGCGGGGCCCGGCCGCACGCCCGGCGCAUCCUGAUCGUGGUCACCGACGGCGAGAAGUUCGAUGACCCCCUGGACUACCCGGAGGUCAUCCCGCUGGCCGAGAGGGCAAAGGUCACGCGCUACGCCAUCGGGGUGGGCGGGGCGUUCCUGAACCCCAGUGCGUUCCGGGAGCUGCAGGUGAUCGCCUCCAGCCCCGCCCGGGAUCACCUGUUCCGCGUCGACAACUUCCGGGCGCUGGACGGGAUCCAGAGCCAGCUCCAGGAGAAGAUCUUCGCCAUCGAGGGUACGCACUCGGUGCACGGCAGCUCCUUCCAGCUGGAGAUGGCCCAGGAGGGGAUGAGCGCCACCCUGAGCCCCGCGGGGCCGGUCCUGGGCGCUGUCGGGGCUUUUGAUUGGUCGGGAGGAGCCUUCGUCUACGGCGGGGGAGGGGCGGCGCCCGCCUUCCUCAACGGCUCCGCCCCCAGCCCGGGCACACCUGGGCCACACCCGGGCACACCUGAGGGCGAGGACGCCAGGGACGCUUACCUGGGUUACUCGGCCACGCCCCUGAGGCUGGGGCGCACCUGGGGCCUGGCCCUGGGAGCUCCCAGGUGGGGCCACCUGGGCAAGGUCCUGGUGCUGCGGAAGGGAAACACCUGGGAGGUGCUGGGGGAGGCCAUGGGGACACAGGUGGGUUCCUAUUUCGGGGCCUCCCUGCUGGCCCUGGAGCCGUGCCCAGGUGAGCCCCGCCCAGGUGAGCCCCGCCCAGGUGAGCAGCCCCAGGUGCGGCUCCUGGUGGGGGCUCCCCUGUUCUACGGGGGGGGCAGCGGCGGCCGAGUUCACCUGUGCGAGAUCCACGGACAGGUGCCUCACCUGUGCCUCACCUGCGCUGUCCCCCGCUCCCUGCGGGGCUCACCUGGGCAGCCCCUGGGCCGCUUCGGGGCCAGCCUGGCUCACCUGGCGCAGGUGGGCGGGGCCGGGUGCGCCCAGGUGGCCGUGGGGGCGCCCCUGGAGGACGAGGGGCGGGGCGCGGUUUACCUGUUCAGGAGCACACCUGGGGGCCUCAGCGAGCGCGGGCAGUGGGGGGGGUCUCACCUGUGUGACCUCACCUGUGACCUCACCUGUGUGACCUCACCUGUGUCUCACCUGUGA
Molecule: messenger RNA, 1348 nt
Organism: Agelaius phoeniceus (red-winged blackbird)
Lineage: Eukaryota; Metazoa; Chordata; Aves; Passeriformes; Icteridae
Source: RefSeq, a predicted model, not a curated record